Molecule: messenger RNA, 732 nt
Organism: Pseudovirgaria hyperparasitica
Lineage: Eukaryota; Fungi; Ascomycota; Dothideomycetes; Acrospermales; Acrospermaceae
Product: ribonuclease P protein subunit p29
Exons: 2
Coding region: 1-732 (243 amino acids)
Biological process (GO): rRNA processing; tRNA 5'-leader removal
Cellular component (GO): ribonuclease P complex; ribonuclease MRP complex
Molecular function (GO): ribonuclease P RNA binding
Source: RefSeq, a predicted model, not a curated record
AUGGCGAACCCUCACCCCGCUGCGUCCCUCCUGCUUCGCGCCCACUCCCCAACCACCGCGCAAGCCCUCUUCACCGACAAAAUACAGCACAAGCCGCUGCUACUGCGCAAGCCCUCUCCCCCGCCUUCCACAACUGCGCGCAUUGUGCGACGCCAGGCCCGCCUCCAAAAGCUUCACAGUACCACGAAGCGGCGGAACAAGAGCAAACCGAAACCGCUGUCGGCGCGUGAACGCCGUGCGUUGUGCCUGGACGAUAUACCCAAGAGUGAGGCAAAAUGGGCGCUGUUUGAGGGCUUGAGAGAGUUGUGGGUCGGUUAUGUGAGGGAGAUUUUAGGGCUAGCGGGAGAUAUGGAGGGAGAUUGCGAGGGCGCGAAUAACAGCAGAGGGAGCUAUGUCAGUGCACAAAGCGCGGGGAGUGUGUUGAGUAGUGCGGAUAUGCAUGGUGCCGUGAUAGAGGUGGUCAAGAGCCGCUGUGUGAGUAGAGUCGGGGUGCGUGGGACGGUGGUGCAAGAUCGAAAGUUUGUGUUUGUGGUUGUCACGGAGGGCAAUGAGGCUAAGACGCUGCCAAAAGAGUACAGUGUUUUCAAGCUUGAGAUACCAUUAUUGAAGAGAGAGGGCGAGGAGGCGGAGCCCAGGCCAUUGGUAUUUGAGUUGCAUGGAGAGCAAUUCCAAAACAGAGCGCCGGAGAGGGCAAAGAAGCAGCUCAAGAUGCACUACCAACCAGAUCUUUGA